CCACAAAACAAAACAUCUGAUGCUGCGAAUUCUUCUAGGGCUUAUGACCUGCGACUGAUCUCUUCAUUUACUCUUCAAUUUCCCGAUCAACGAUUCUGCACAUUUUCCCGAUGGCGCCACCGCCCGGCCUUUACUCCGGUACCAGCACCUUCGCUUUGGUGGCACGUGUGUCAGCCUUCUCUGUUGGAGUAGUUUAUGGUAGCAUCAAGCUCAAAUACCUUAAGGCGAAGGCUAAGUCACAAAGAAAAGCCGAGGCAAAGGCACACCACUAGAAGAAGUAAAAUAUGAAAUAAUUCUUUUGGCUUUUUAUAGAUAUGAUUUUGGAUAUUUUUUGGGUUAAAAGUAUAUUUUUGGUAGAAAAUAAUAAAUAGUUGAGAACUUGAGAUUUCUAUCUAUGGGCAAGAAAAUGUCUUGAAUUUAUAUCAUCGGGUUAAUGCAUCUCGAUGCACUUGUAGUUUUUGAAUUGAUCUUUGUUGUGAUCUCGAUGCACUUGUAGGUUUUGAAAAUAAUAAAUAGUUAUCUCUGUUUACUUUA
This is a messenger RNA of Lactuca sativa (garden lettuce), 534 nucleotides long. RefSeq lists its product as uncharacterized. Gene Ontology annotation, molecular function: proton transmembrane transporter activity. The record is from RefSeq and is a predicted model, not a curated record. Gene Ontology annotation, biological process: proton motive force-driven ATP synthesis. Lineage: Eukaryota; Viridiplantae; Streptophyta; Magnoliopsida; Asterales; Asteraceae.